Molecule: messenger RNA, 612 nt
Organism: Ramularia collo-cygni
Lineage: Eukaryota; Fungi; Ascomycota; Dothideomycetes; Mycosphaerellales; Mycosphaerellaceae
Exons: 1
Coding region: 1-612 (203 amino acids)
Source: RefSeq, a predicted model, not a curated record
AUGCGCUUCUCAAUCUUCGCUCUCGCCACAACGGCAGUCCUAGUCUCUGCAGCUGCGCCCAACAACUCCAUCCCCUUGGGAAAGGAAUGCACCACUGACGCCGAGUGCUUUGGCAAUUCCGAAUGCUACGGCCAGACCAAAGAUACGAUUCCCGUGUGUGGAAACUUCAACGCAGGCUGCAAGUCAAAUGCAGACUGCGCAUACAACUCCUGCGACAACGGACUUUGCAGCGGUUACAUUGCUCCCCAUUCCAUCGCACUGGGUGAAACUUGCGCCUCCGAUGAGCAGUGUAAAGGAAAUUCCACCUGCUACGGCCAGACCAAAGACACCAUUCCCAGCUGUGGAAAUUUCAACGCGGAAUGUACAAGCGAUGCGGAUUGUGCGUACAAUACAUGUCAGGCGGGACUCUGUAAUGGGUUCCUCGCUCCUCAUUCCUAUCAAUUGGGCGAGACUUGCGUUCUGGAUGAGCAGUGUGUGGGAGAUUCGACCUGCUAUGGCCAGACGAAGGAUACUAUUAAGCAGUGCGGAAACUUCAAUGCGAAAUGCUCCAAGGACGCGGACUGUGCGUACAACACUUGUGAGAAUGGUCUCUGCAGUGGAUACCGCGGUUAA